GUAGCGUGUUUGAUGUGGAUGCCCUAAGGCAAGAAACUCAAGCAUGGCUGCUGGGGAAGGAGUGAAGUUGAUAGGGUGCUCGGUUAGCGCUUUCGCCCUGAGGGUCGAGUGGGCUCUGAAGCUGAAAGGAAUCGAGUACGAGUAUGUCGACGAGGAUCUUUCGAACAAGAGUGCCCUUUUGCUGCAGUGCAAUCCCGUGCAUAAAAAGAUUCCCGUGCUCGUGCACGAUGGAAAGCCGGUGGCGGAAUCGCUUGUGAUUAUCGAGUACGUCGACGAGGUGUGGAAGGAGAAAUACCCACUGCUCCCUCAAGAUCCCUGUGAAAGAGCCAAGGCACGUUUCUGGGCCAAAUUUACUGAUGAAAAGUGUGUACCCGCACUCGUGGCUACAUUUACCAAGCGAGGUGAAGAGCAAGAGAAAUCUGCAAAAGAAGUUCAAGAGAUCCUCAAGACUCUAGAGAGUGGGCUUGAGGGGAAACCCUUCUUUGGAGGAGAGACCAUAGGCUUUGUGGACAUAUCAGCUGCUUGGAUUGGAAUAUGGGCUAAAAUUAAUGAAGAUAUUGUGAACAUCAAACUUGUAGACGAGAAGACAAUGCCUCUACUCUGUGCUUGGUUCCAACAUGUCCUUGAAAAUCCAAUUAUCAAAGAGUGCUUGCCUCCCAGAGAGAAGUUACUGGAGCAUAUCAAAGGCUUCCACAGGAGGUCGAUGGCUGCUUCAACUUGACAAGUUUUACGGCUCCUUUUAUUGCGUUGUAAUGUUUGUGUUAGAGCCAAGGACCUAAAUACCGUACUGGACAUGGUACCAUUUUAGUAACUGGUGCGGUAUGUACCGGUAUAAUACCGGGUAUCGUUUCGAAUAAGGUCAUCAAAAUUGUAAGCCAAAUUGUAACAAGGUAAGAAUGAAGGAAAGGUAACACA
Molecule: messenger RNA, 915 nt
Organism: Rhododendron vialii
Lineage: Eukaryota; Viridiplantae; Streptophyta; Magnoliopsida; Ericales; Ericaceae
Product: glutathione transferase GST 23-like
Exons: 2
Coding region: 44-721 (225 amino acids)
Biological process (GO): glutathione metabolic process
Cellular component (GO): cytoplasm
Molecular function (GO): glutathione transferase activity
Source: RefSeq, a predicted model, not a curated record